This is a messenger RNA of Ornithorhynchus anatinus (platypus), 5069 nucleotides long. It is a transcript of the gene LMO4, whose product is annotated as LIM domain only 4. Bases 538 to 1035 code for a protein of 165 amino acids. Lineage: Eukaryota; Metazoa; Chordata; Mammalia; Monotremata; Ornithorhynchidae. The transcript is spliced from 6 exons. The record is from RefSeq and is a predicted model, not a curated record.
GGAGGGAGCGGCGGGGCGGCUCGGGGGUGGGGGCGGAAAAGAGAGAGAAAACGCUACAAAGUGAAGCCACAUCGCCAAACUUGCCGCGCCGACUGCAGCAGCCCCGGCACCGGAGGACCAACAGCCACCCUGAGAUUGACGCUCCCGCUCCCCCUCCCCGCCGUCCGGGCUCCCUGCCACUUUCCCGGGAGCUCCCAGUAAUUAGAGCCACGCAUCCCCCCCUCCUCCUCCCCCCCCCUUUUUUUUUAUUUUUAUUUCUAUUUUUGUUCUGUUAUUUUCUUCCACCGAUUCUUGCGAGCACUCCCUGCCCCUCCGUCGGGCCGGUCCUUUUUCUCCCCGGGAAGCCGAGAGGCAUCGCUCACGUUUCUCCGCCGCCGCCUUUUUUUUUUUUUUUUCCCCUUUGCGAUUUUGCAAUAUAGGGGAAAAGCAGACCAGUGUCCUGAAAACCCAGAGAAAACACUCAUUGAUCUUCAAAAUGAAAUGAGAUUUGGACCAAUAAUGGGAGAUGGCAGUCACCACAAUGGCAUGUGAAAGACCAUGGUGAACCCAGGCAGCAGCGCCCAGCCUCCCCCGGUGACGGCUGGCUCCUUGUCCUGGAAGAGGUGCGCAGGUUGCGGGGGGAAGAUCGCGGACCGUUUCCUGCUCUAUGCCAUGGACAGCUACUGGCACAGCCGGUGCCUGAAGUGCUCCUGCUGCCAGGCUCAGCUCGGAGACAUCGGCACAUCCUGUUACACCAAGAGCGGCAUGAUCCUGUGCAGGAAUGACUAUAUCAGGUUAUUUGGAAAUAGUGGCGCUUGCAGUGCUUGCGGACAGUCGAUUCCUGCCAGUGAGCUGGUCAUGAGGGCACAAGGCAAUGUGUAUCAUCUUAAGUGUUUUACAUGCUCUACCUGCCGGAAUCGCCUGGUCCCGGGAGACCGGUUUCACUACAUCAAUGGCAGUUUAUUUUGUGAACAUGAUAGACCUACAGCUCUCAUCAAUGGCCAUUUGAAUUCACUUCAGAGCAAUCCACUACUCCCAGACCAGAAGGUCUGCUAAAAGGUCAGAGUAAUGCAGAGUGCGUGCCUUCAUCUCAAAUUUUGUUCAUCACAGAUGGAUCCCAUGUGUCUCCAGUAGACAAGUCACCUUUGUAGCUAGCACCAGUGCCAGCUCCAUGCCAUUGCACCUUCUUUAUUCUUGAUUGCCCUUCCCACAUUUAUUGGUGUAUUAAAAUGACUGAAUAUGAACAUUAAGGACUCCAUGAACCUGGGCUAAUGGGAGACUGUAGAGAAAAUGAAAAAAGAUCCACCGGAGGACAUCUUUGGGGGGAGGGGGCUGGGGAGGGAGGGAAAUGACUAAUGAAGCUAAUUAAAAGAAGCAUUCAAAUCUGCUUUCUACCGUCAUUAACAAUUAGCAGGGCACUGGCCGGAGUUUGUACCCUGUGUUUUACCUUAACAACAUUCUAUUUGCUCUUUGUAUAUUUAAGUGUUGUAAGGAAAUGUGUUUCAAUCAAAACUGAACAUGAGAUAAAGGAAAGAGAUGUGGCUUUUGUGAUAUUCUAUCACAAACACUUUUAUUGUAUCUCUGUAAAAUACAAUGUAUGUAUGCAUGUAAGUGUUUUUGUCCUAAUGUUGCUACUUCCCAUGGCAAAAAAAAGGAAAAAAAGAUUGGAAAAAAAUUUCAGGCUCAUAGCAGCUACUGUGUAGAAAUUUUUCCCUACUUCUAAUUUGCUGAAUGAAGAAAAAUCUUUUAUUUGUGAUAUUUUCAGAGACAUUUGCUCUAGUAUGGUGUAUUUAAAUAAUAAAAAUUUAAAAGGAAAAUGUCUUUUGGUUUAAAAGCUUGGCUUUUCUAAAUCAUAUUCUGAAUAUUUAGCUGUUUGCUUUGAGGAUACACUUCCAGUUUUGUGGGGGUGGAAGGGGUGAGAGUGUGUGUAUGUGUGAGAGAGAGAGAGAUUUUGGACAUUGGGACAAAACAAUACUUCCAACUGAACUUUUUGUGUGGUUUCAGAUUAUCAAUUAUAAGUAAGCAAGCAUAGCAGUUUUCAUGUCACAGUAAAUCUUUGUAUAUGUAUAAAAAGAAUGAAUUCUCUCUACUUAAAUCAUUUGGAACUUUUGCCCUAGGAAAAUACUGUUUUUUGAAAAGGGUGUUUCAGGGAAAGGUGAGAUGACCGAUGUGUAUGUUACUAUCAGUUUUGGAAAGGAAUAGCAUUUCUAAGCCUUACCUGCACAUGUUUUCAAGUUCCAUUAACUGAAGAGCCCAAAGCUCAUUUUGUAGUGAAUUUCAUUGGAGAGGCCUUUCCUAGCAAGUUCGAGCGUGGGUUUGGUGUGCACUGUGACCUUUCUGUUUUUAUUUUCCUCCCGCCAUUGGCCCUUCACCCCGCUUGCCUUUUUUGUCUCACAUAUUUGGAGAGGAUUCAGAUUUCAUGUGGAUAUAUCCUUGAGGUAUUUAUCUGCUAAUCCCAGCCAGUAGAAUAUGCACAACCACCCAUUUAGCCUCCUUGGAGGUGUUACGGGCAGAUAAUGGAAAGAAGGUUUAACGUGACCCAACAUGGGUAUGUCAAGUGGCUUGAAUUGAAUCCAGCAGCCUGGGAUAUUGCUGCUCUGUGACAGAACCAGGUCAGUAUUGGUGAUUCUCCUAUUUGUUAAGCACAGACUAAUACAAUGAAAUAUCUUAUAUAUUUUCUUAUUUCACUUUUUAAAGCGGUACCAAUUUUAAUUCUAGGUGGGCCCAGAGAAACCCCUGAUAUAUCCACUGAGGUGAUGCAGAUAGGUGACUUAAACAUAUAGGGUGAGCAGUGCGUGUACAGGCUAACCACUAGCUUCCUUUGAGAUCACCUCCUCUGCUUCCAAACGAAACAACAGCUUCUCUCAGUUCCUCCUUUUUAAUGUUUCAGUCAGAAGAAAUUAAGCGCUAUAAUUAAGCAUUGUAAAAACAUGGCAAAGGAAUUAAAAGAAUCCGAUGAUGAGAAUUAAUGUAACCUAAACUGAGAGCUUUAUUAAAAAAAAAAAACCCCACAAAAAAACAGCUUUGUAUUUUGCAUUUUCUGAUACAGAAUUAAACCUUCGGGGCGCAUCUCUGGAAAAUUGUCACUCGUUUUAUUUUUCAUUUAAAGGCUACUUGCACUCAUAAGGACGUGGAACUGAAAUACUAAUAAGAUUGAAAAAAGGAGUCGGUCUAAGCUUUCCUGGCUUUUAAUGCAGUUUUUCGGUUGUCCUGUAUAACCCAGAAAUACUGAGAAGAUGGUUAAUAACUUCUAGUAAGUAAUGUAGGAUGGCAUUUAGUGAUGUAGAGGUCAAAGUUCGUUAAAGACUCUAAAUGAACUAUUAUAUGACUGGUUUGUAAAGCAUUGCUACCUAUUUAAUAGCGAGCUUUAAAAGCAUUUCUUAAGUUGCAGACCUAUAAGAUUACAAAUGUCACUCAUGUUAGUAUAAUCCACAUGCAAGUGAUGAAGACUUGGCUUUGAUGUGCUAAAUUGGAGAAGGUCUAAUGGAGCUAUGAAUAUACAAUAGAACAUAUUUAAGUAGUAGUCAUGCUUUAGGUAAAACACUUUCUUGAAACCAGAGGCAUUUCAAACAAUAAAACAGGGCUCUAAUGGGGGUGCUCCCUGUGAGUAGAAGGCCACUGAAAACACUUAGGUUUGUUCUUAUGUGAGCAAUGAUUGUGUGUGCUGUUUUUUUUUCCCCCUCUUAAAACAUUUCUUGAAGGAAAAACACGUGGGCCUAUUCACCUUUAAUCUUUGGCAAUCUUUGAAUGGGUAGUUGUGAAAUGCGUACUGUUCAGUGUUUUAGAAAGUGUUUAAUAUUAACCAUAUCAUGAAGGAAGAUGGUUCCUGAAAAGUGCAGUUUAAACAAAAAAAAGUGAUGCCUCGAAGUGGAAAGCACAUCAAUGAACUGGGGGUUUAAAGAAGAGUUUAAUAUACCUAAAUGCCUUAAUCAUGCGACUUGUCACACCUAUGAAUGAAAAAAUGUUGCUAAAAAGAUUGUGCUCUGAAGGGUUUCAAUCCUUUUGUCUAUCCAACUGCUUCACGAGCAGCCGGAAAUCCUUUCCAGACCAAAUUGGCGGUCACAGGAUUAUUUCCAGUUUUCUCGACAUUGUUCUAGAGCUUCCGAGUUCUGUCGUAGCUUAUGAAUGCUAAAAGGAAAAUGCACCAAAAUAAAGCCCGUGAAAUUGUUGUAUCUAAAAUAUGAACUGUGUUUAGAUGGUUGCUAUCACUCUGUUCAGUUUGAUAUUUGCAACAUCUAUUUCAGAUGAAAUACCUAAGCUAAAUGAUUUCAAAUGCCAAUACAGUUAAAUGUUUAUCACACUGUAUGGUCUUUCUCAGCACCAAUAAAUUACAUAACAAAUACCCAGCAUCUGCUAUCCAGUAUCUGAAGGCCUGAUGAAGUGUCUGUGUAUUAUAUACAGAGCUAUUUAAAAUGAGAAAAUGAGAUAGAUGCCACAAUCAGUUUUAAAAGCAGCUCUACUGUGGAAUUCUGUGUUUGUGGUGUUGCACCUGGGCUAAUGACAAUCUGUGAGCCACAGACCCUAACCUACCUGAAAGAAGUUGUUACGCAUAGUUUACCCAUUGUCAGUCCAGCCAAGUCACCGAAAUGCUUAUUGCAGUUAAAUAGCAAUUUGUUUCCGUGAAACUCCAAUUAAAGUAUUACUGAGCAGCCAUUUUAGAUUGGCAUUGCUCUGAAUGCAUGUUAAAUAGCGAGCAGCUCCCACUUGCAAAGUCUGAGAUCUGAAUAACUGAAGUGUAACACAGCUAUGUUCUCUGUCAAAUUAAAGGGUAUUUGAAUCCUCCGUGAAGCACUCUGCUCCCGUCACAAACAUGCUGAAAGCGGUGACGAGUCAGGACUGAUCUUUCAAAGUUGAACUUUCAACUUACCUCAAGUUAAUACUGUUGGUGGUAUAAGAAGUGCUUUAUGCUAGUAGAGAUGUGUUUUCCUAGAGGGGAUGUUUUCAACCUUAGAUUGAUUCUGUUGACAAUGGACUGUAACUUGAAGGCCUCAAGCCAAUAAUGUACUACAGGUCUUGACAUGUUACAGCUGUAUAAACAGGGCUACUGUAUCUUCUAAAUCACAACUAAUAAACCAUAGGACAAAAAUCAA